Molecule: messenger RNA, 1635 nt
Organism: Macrosiphum euphorbiae (potato aphid)
Lineage: Eukaryota; Metazoa; Arthropoda; Insecta; Hemiptera; Aphididae
Source: the annotation of a GenBank genome assembly
AUGAAACCAAGAUGUAGUUCUAAAAAAUGCAUCAACUCAAGAUAUUGUCAACAAUUUAAUGAAGAAAUGAGAAAUGAUAUAUUUAAAACUUAUUGGUCUGCUACCUGGGAGGAGAAAAAUACGUAUGUAAUAAGUAUGGUAACAUUUACAUCACGUAAAAGAGAUACAACUGGGCUUGGCAAUGAAAGCAGGAGGUCUAAUACAUUCAGUUACUUUUUAAAACACAGUUCUUCUGAACGUCUUCAAGUUUGUAAAAUAAUGUUCUUAAAUACUCUUGGAUUAAACGAAUGGAUGGUUCAAAAUUGGACAAAACAAGCAAUUCAUGGAUUGCCAGGAAAAAUUAAAAAUGGAAAGAUACAAGAAUCAUGCAGCAUUGUUGAAAUUUCACCACGCCAAAAAAAAUCUUUAGCAGUAAGAAUCAAUCACUUAAAGAACUGGUUCUCUACAUUGCCAAAAAUGCCAUCGCAUUAUUGUAGAAGUAAGACUGACAGAUUGUACCUUGAAGGACCGUUCUACUGCAAGCAAGAAAUUAUGGAUGCUUACAAAUUAAAAUGUGUUGAAGAUAGUUUGGUUCCAUUAAGCAACUGUUAUUUAUCAAACUUCAUGAUUGAAAAUAAACUCUCAAUUUAUCUCCCACGAAAAGAUAAAUGUGAUUUUUGUACCUCAUUUAAUAUUGGCGAAGUAAACGAAAAUGAUUAUGCUGAACACAUUGCCCAUAAAGAUAGGGCAAGAGAAGAAAAAGAAAAGGAUACAAAACUGGCCAAAGAAAAAAAAUCUUGUACUGUACUUACAAUUGAUUGUCAGGCAGUAAAACUUUGUCCUGUACUGCAAACAAGUGCAUUGUACUAUUCAAUGAAACUAAAAGUUCAUAAUAUCACAAUUUAUAAUAAUGCAACUGCAGAUUGUCAAAAUUACUGGUGGCACGAAGGUAAUGGUGAACUAGAGGCUUCAGUUUUUGUAUCUAUAGUUAUAAAACACUUGGAAAAAUAUUGUUUGAAUGAAAAAAAACCCAUAAUCAUAUACUCUGAUGAGUGUGGGUAUCAAAAUCGAAAUGUGAUUAUGGCAAAUGCAUUAUUACAUUUUGCAGUUAAACAUCAAGUAACUAUUGAGCAAAAGUAUCUUGUUAAAGGGCAUACCCAAAUGCAGUGUGACAGUGUUCACAGCCUUAUCGAGAGAAAACUUAAAGGACAGGACAUACACUUGCCUUCAGAUUACAUUAGAAUAACCAAAGCAGCAAGAAAAACUCCUUCGCAAUUAGGAGCUACAUUGUUAAAUUAUGAUUUUUUUUUAAAUUUUAAAACACAUCAAACCUAUGCAUCUAUUAGGCCUGGUCGCACAAAAGGGGAUCCUGAAGUUAAGGAUAUUAGAUGCUUACUUUAUGAUCCAACUACAAAGAGAAUUAUGUACAAAUUAAUAUUUGAUGAACCUUAUGACGAUAUACCUGUUGGAAGAAAACCAGUAUUAAUGCAAAAUGAAAUAAAAUAUGAAAACCUCUAUAAAAAACCAUUAAGUAUCACAUUAUCAAAAUAUCAAGAUCUUCAAAAACUCAAACAAUUUCUUCCAGCAGACACACAUUCAUUUUAUGACAGUUUAGAGCAUGCUUCAUCUUUCAAAACUAAGAAGGGUAAAAUUUAA